AUGCGUUCCUCCAUUAUUCUCGCCCUCGUGGCAUCCUCCUCGCUAGCCUCUGCCGCCUACAAGGGCUUCAACUACGGCGCCUCCUUCACCAAUGGAGCCGUAAAACAACAAUCUGACUACGAAGCCGCCUUCAACGCUGCCAAAUCCCUCCCAGGCGCUCCCGGCUACAACAGCGCCCGCCUCUUCACCACCAUGCAAGGCGGCACCGCCAACGGCACCGCCAACACGCCCAUCUCCGCCAUCCCCGCCGCCCUCAACACCGACACAACCCUUCUCCUCGGCCUCUGGUGCUCCGCCGGCGACGCCGUCUUCAACAACGAACUCGCCGCCCUCACCAACGCAAUCGCCCAGUACGGCCAACCCUUCGUCGACAAGAUCACCGGCAUCUCCGUCGGAAGCGAGGACCUCUACCGCGCGAGCGCCAUCGCCAGGGAGAACGGUGAAGUGAACCCCGGCGCCACACCAGACACCAUCGCCCGCUACAUCGGCCAAGUGCGCUCCGCCCUCUCGUCCACAAUCGCAAAUAGGAUCCCUAUCGGCCACGUCGACACCUGGACGGCCUGGGUCGACGGCGCCAACACAGCCGUCAUCAACGCAUGCGACUUCAUCGGCAUGGACGCCUACCCGUACUUCCAAUUCCAGGACGUCGGCAACGCCAACGCCGUGUUCUGGGAAGCCUACGACAACACCGACGCCGCCACCGGCGACAGACCGGUCUGGAUCACCGAGACGGGCUGGCCCGUGACCGGACGCACCCUGGGACAGGCGGUCCCGGGCAUCGAGAACGCGCAAAGAUAUUGGAAGGAGGUCCAGUGCCAGGCCACGGCCAGGGGCAUCAAUACUUAUUGGUAUAUCCUGAACGAUGGGCCGUCCACCCCGUCCUUCAGCGUGCUGGGCGGCCCCGAGGGCCAGUCGCUCGACUCCAGGCCCUUGUACGAUCUCUCUUGCUGA
Molecule: messenger RNA, 951 nt
Organism: Endocarpon pusillum Z07020
Lineage: Eukaryota; Fungi; Ascomycota; Eurotiomycetes; Verrucariales; Verrucariaceae
Exons: 1
Coding region: 1-951 (316 amino acids)
Biological process (GO): cell wall organization; carbohydrate metabolic process
Cellular component (GO): fungal-type cell wall; extracellular region; cell surface
Molecular function (GO): 1,3-beta-glucanosyltransferase activity; glucan endo-1,3-beta-D-glucosidase activity
Source: RefSeq, a predicted model, not a curated record